AUGAGGUCGGCUGAUGAUGCCACCCUGGAUGAGCUCCUGUACAGCACCUUCAGUGACCACAGCGGGGGCGGGGCCGAGCCUUUAGGCCAAUCAGACGGCUCCACCAGGGAUGACUCGUCUACACCCAGUCCGUCGGUGGCAGCAGCUCCUCCGGUGUGUGGCGGGUGUGGUGAGCGGGUCAGUGACAGGUUUGUGUUGUUGGCGGCUGGGCAGGCCUGGCACGGGGCGUGUUUACGCUGCAGUAGCUGCCACUGUGAGCUCCAGUCACACUCCUCCCUCUACUGCAGAGACGGGAACAUCUACUGCCAGCAGGACUACUGCAGUCUUUUUGGAGUUGGAAGAUGCGCCCGCUGUUCUCAACCAAUCCCCUCCUCUGCUUUGGUCAUGAGGUCUGGCGACAUGACCUUUCACCUACACUGCUUUUCCUGUCAGGAAUGUGACGUCACUCUGCUGCCAGGUAACCUGUACUGUGUUGAGGGGCGGAGCCUGUACUGUCAAUCACACUACCAACCAGACGGAACGACACUGUCCCUCCAUUCCAGCUCUCAGGGAGAAGCCGAGGAGCCGGUGAGCAGCCCUGAGCCCCGAUUGGAGGAGAGGGCCCGAGGGGGCGGGGCCUGUCGGCGGGUGAAGAGGAUGAGGACGUGUUUUAGGCGUGAGCAGCUGAGAGCACUGGAAGCGUACUUCUCUCAGAAACACAACCCAGACGGUAAAGACUGGAUCAACCUGUCCAACCACACCGGCCUGCCCAAGAGAGUCCUACAGGUGUGGUUUCAGAACGCCCGGGCGAAGCUCCGGCGCUCGCUGUCCUCCGACACCGCCGUCUCCACGUUCUCCUCCGGGGACGAAACCAUGGCGACCGUCUCCAUGGCGUCCUCUCAGGAUGCUCCACCGCACCAGACCAGCACCAUCGACCAGCUGGAGCUCUCCUUACUCACCGCCCCCAUCAGUGAAGCUUCCCCGCACCACGCCGUGAACCUCAGCAGCCCCACAGAACCAUACAAAGACCUGGCCUUUCUGGACUACACUACCCAGAAUUCCCACUUGCUCUCUGCUUUGGGAGACAUUGAUCUUGAAGCUGGAUUUAUUAUGCAGUAAUACUGAGACUGGCCUUUAUGCAAUCUGUCGGAAGUCA
Astyanax mexicanus (Mexican tetra) is the source of this 1135-nucleotide messenger RNA. Its product is annotated as LIM/homeobox protein Lhx9-like. The coding region runs from base 1 to 1098 and encodes 365 amino acids. The record is from RefSeq and is a predicted model, not a curated record. Gene Ontology annotation, molecular function: DNA-binding transcription factor activity, RNA polymerase II-specific; RNA polymerase II transcription regulatory region sequence-specific DNA binding. Gene Ontology annotation, cellular component: nucleus. The transcript has 6 exons. Gene Ontology annotation, biological process: regulation of transcription by RNA polymerase II; neuron differentiation. NCBI's taxonomy places the organism in Eukaryota, Metazoa, Chordata, Actinopteri, Characiformes, Acestrorhamphidae.